Messenger RNA from Cucumis sativus (cucumber), 880 nucleotides. RefSeq lists its product as uncharacterized. The coding region runs from base 277 to 684 and encodes 135 amino acids. The record is from RefSeq and is a predicted model, not a curated record. NCBI's taxonomy places the organism in Eukaryota, Viridiplantae, Streptophyta, Magnoliopsida, Cucurbitales, Cucurbitaceae. The transcript is spliced from 3 exons.
UGGACCAAAUAAUUUGUAGGGAGAAGAGAAAAACUAGGAAGAAAUCAAAUAAACUCAACGAAGUCUCUCAUGUGCUCCUAUAACUUCUCUUUGCCAAGUGAAUUCUCUCUUUCCUUUUGCCUCUCUAACAUGUGGCUUAUGCACAUACACUCCAACUCUACAAAGUAUAAAUCAAAAUUCACCUUGAAUUCUGAGUUCCAACUUGUCAUCUUUGCCUUUCUUUUCUUUCACUUGUGAUAGUUCCAGGAACAACAAGAAACGGGAAACAAAAAGAAGAUGCAUCAUAGAGCAACCAAGAGCAAUCUUGUUGAUUCAGAUCUUGAAACAAAUCAACAUGGUUUCAAAGACAAUAAUGGUCUCCCUCUAUGCCCCAAGCCUCGUCGUCUCGAGCCUGCCAUCCCAAGUUUCCUUGCCCCUCUCAUAUGCGCCCAUCACAUUCACAGCCAAUCAAGUGGCGAUUCAAGAAGUGAGAUUCUCAAUAUCAUCGAAGGAAAGAAUGUUGAAGGGAGAGAUUGCUUGUCCUCCGGUUGCUACCCAUCGUGUUAUUCAGGUUCUCCGCCAGGAAGAACAGAGAAUCCACUGGUUCAUGACAUGUAUUUUCUUCAUCAAAUGGAGAUUCAUUCCCCAUUUUCAAGGACCAACCUUUCGGAUAAGUUCAACCUGACCUCAGCCUCGCCUACAUGAACAGAUAAGAGAAACCAUUUGGAAAAGUGGACAAAGAUACAUAAGCUGUUAUAUAGCUUUGUUAUUGAGUUUGUUUACUUGUACAAUCUUCAUUUAUAUUCAUUUUUGGGUCUUCAUAAUUGUAAAUACAAAGAAGGUACAUGUUUUCUCUUUUAUUCAUUUUUCAAAUGAGAAAAGGAAGAUACAUAUUUUUGCU